UGUACGGGCGUGGGAAAUAUUCAGUAUUUUUCAAGGAAUUAAAAAAAACCUAAUAUUAUACUAAUUUAUCUUCGUCCAGUAAUCAAAUUUUAUUAAAAAUCUUGAUCCAAAUUAUUACAUGCCAUAUCUUAGGUUAGGUUAUUUAACAUACCGUUAAACGGGAUUUCCGUAAUUAGGAUAAAUGAUUCGCUGCACUUAUAUACGUUAAUAUGCAAUAGAUUGCAAAAAUAUGGUAAAAUAUCAUCGAACAAGAAAUAAUUUCCUUAAUGGAUUCUAAUAACUUAUCGAUAUGCACUCGUAUUUUUUAUGUUGACUCAUCCUGUAAGAUAAAACUCCCUCUUCACUGGAGAUUGUUUUUCAAACCACAAAUCGCAUAAAUCAAUUUUCUACCCCCUUCAUCAUCCACCAUCCCUGAAUGAUUCAAUUGUAUAAAAUCGAACGCGCGUAUUUGCGCAGUAGCAUCAAUGAAAAUAUGCGUCCCGGAAUGUGAAAAUUUUCAGAUUCUUGUAAUGAUAGUGGAGUUUCCGACCCAAUUGCAUUUUAUCACUGCUGGAGUAGAGACUAAAUAAAAAAAUUGCCAAUUUUAGUGCCUUAAUGUGAACGUGCCAAGAAUAAGAAAAUGUUUUUCGAUGGUGUACGAGUUUUUGUAGGAAUUUUUACGACGGUUUGUGCUUUGUUUGGAGCUGCUCGAUGUUUUAAAGAAGUUAAAAUUAAAGUUCCUCCAGCGGUUUUAAAAGGACACGAAGUUGUUCUACAAUGUACUUACGAUUUGGAAGGUGAUAAGCUUUAUUCUUUAAAAUGGUAUCAUAACUCUGCAGAAUUUUACAGAUAUACAUUAACAGGUGAGAGUUCCGUAAAGCCGUUUAAACUGAAAGGUUUUCACGUGAUACCCGAAAAAUCGAAUGCCACUCACGUUUAUCUGAAGCACGCCACUAGAGCGAUGAGCGGUCAAUACAGUUGUGAAGUAACUGCGGAUCAACCAAGUUUUUUUACUGAUAUGAAAACGGCGGUAUUAGAAGUCGUCGAUCCGCCCGUUAACGAACCCUAUAUAAGUAAUGUGAAAUCAAGAUAUAAAGUUGGUGAUUAUUUGAAGGCGAUUUGUAGUGCAGAUAAAUCAGAUCCGGCAGUAAACAUGACUUGGUAUUUGAAUGGACGACCGGUUGAGGAGCCGUACGUUAAGAAAUACAAAAAAACAGUUGAAGGAAAUUACAUAAGCUCCCAUUCGACCAUACAAUUUGCUGUUACUGAACAACUAUUCGAUAGAGGGAAAUUGAGGCUACGCUGUUCAACAAAUAUACACGAUGUGUGGCAUAGAAGUUGUGAGAGAACCGUAGAACUAAAAAUGGAGGAUGAUUAUGCUGCUGCUUAUUUGCCUACGUCGACUACAGAGUUUUAUCACGAAAAAUUUUGGUUGUACGUAGCUAGAGAUAAUCCAGAAGCAACAGAAUGGACUGUUACCAACUCCAAUAGUUCUACAAAUUCGAUACGAUAUAACAGUGCAAUAAUUUUUGUUACUAUUAUUAUUUGUGUAAGGUGAUGGUUUUAAAUUAAACCAUCGGGUAUUGUGUUCUUCCGAGAUUCAAAAAUUUUUUAAUAUUGUCAAAUAUGGCAAUUAAAAUCUGGUUCGAACGUAGUGAGUCUGAUUCACUGAAUAAACGAGAGUACUAUGAAUAGAAAUCCUUUUUUGAAUAUAGGGGUAAAUCUUACAUUGAUUUUUUUUCAAUUUAUUCGAUAAAAUCGAUUUUAUGAAUGAUAAUAUGCCAUAAAUUGAUCACUCUGCAACUCAAAUAUGUAUGCAGGAUUCAAGAAAGCCAUUAAAUUUAUUUAAUAUGAAAUAUAAUAAAUUUGAUAUGUUGAAUCGCUUCUGGGACAUCCUGUACAUAAUCCAAUGCAAUAUUUAAAAUUAAAAACCGGACCUGAACGAGUAUAUUUCUUCUUAAUAUGAAAAAAUGUUAUAGUUUGCCUACCAGAGUCUUUAUAAAGACAGUGACAAUCAUAUGAAUUAAUUAUAAACUUAAUAGGGGAAAAUUAUGGUGGAAAUUCUGGUGCAUUACAUCAUCUUCCUGUGAUUAUCUUCUAAAAUUCAUCAUCUUCCAAUGACUAUAAUUUGAAUUAAUAAUAAACUUAGUGGAGGGAAAUUAUGGUGGGGGACCUGGGGCAUUAAUUGAGCUAUCACAUAACAUCAUCUCCUAAAAUUCAUCAUUUUCCGGUGAUUUAUUAUAAAUUUCCAGGGUGAAAUUAUGGUGGAAAUUCUGGUGCAUUACUGAAGUCAGUGCAUUACAUCAUCUUCCUGUGAUUAUCUUCUAAAAUUCAUCAUCUUCCAAUGACUAUAAUUUGAAUUAAUGAUAAAGUUAAAGGGGUGGAAUUAUGGUGGAAAACCUGGGGUAUUAGUUGAGCUAUCACACAACAUCACCUUCUUGUUGUUAUCUUCCAAAAUUCAUCAUCUUCCAGUGACAAUAAUAGGAAUUUUUUAAUGAUUUUACUUACCUAAAGAUUUGUUGAAUCCGGAAAGAACAAAUCCCAAAAAAAUAUUUAAAUAAAUGUUACAAAUAUUGAAUUGUGAUAAUAUUUUACCGUACUGUAUUCAUUGAAAAUGCCAAAGCUUCAGAUUAUAUAAAUAAAUGUAUAUUUAAAUAAUUGUGAGAUUACCAAUGGAAAAAAUAUGUAAUUUUAUUUAAUAAAUACUGCUGGAAUA
This is a messenger RNA of Diorhabda sublineata, 2695 nucleotides long. RefSeq lists its product as uncharacterized. The record is from RefSeq and is a predicted model, not a curated record. The transcript is spliced from 6 exons. Bases 620 to 1537 code for a protein of 305 amino acids. NCBI's taxonomy places the organism in Eukaryota, Metazoa, Arthropoda, Insecta, Coleoptera, Chrysomelidae.